Molecule: messenger RNA, 1452 nt
Organism: Rotaria socialis
Lineage: Eukaryota; Metazoa; Rotifera; Eurotatoria; Philodinida; Philodinidae
Source: the annotation of a GenBank genome assembly
AUGUACAAGUGUUCUUUUCUACUAUUCGUUAUUAGUUUAUGUUGUUUAGCGAUUGUUGAUGCCAAACGACGAGCUACAGGUCAAUCGCAACAUAAUUUGGGUGACUUUUGUAUGCCAGGUACAUGCGCUAGUUUAAAUUCGAAUUGUAAACGUAUCGGUGGCAAUGCCUUUCGAUGUGUUUGUAAAGAACAGUAUAUGGCUAUAAAUAAAACUCAUUGUGUAAAAGUAAUCAAUGCAUCAGUUGAUGAUGCAUGUGGGUCAUGCAUUAAACGUAAUGGUAUUUGUUUGGAUGAAAAUUCUAAUGAUCGUAUGGAUAAAUGCUUUUGUCCUACUGAAAAUGAUCUAUGCAAUGAUCGAACAACAUCAUUUUUUGAACAAGCUACGCAACCGAUAAGAAAAAAAGUAGUGGCUGUAACGCAGUUAAUACCCAGUCGAAAUGUUAAUCAAGGUGAUCUUGUACUUGGCUUAUAUGAUGUCAAUCAGCAACGACUGGUCGACAAUGGAGGUUCAGUUAUUAUUGGUGAUCGUCUAUUUAUUGAGAUAAAAUAUCGAACAAAUAUUCAAAAUUCUGAUCGACAUCAAAUAAUUGCAGAAAAUUGUUCAAUUGCUUCAAGUGUUUCUGAUAAUGAAAUCAAAUUAGAAAAAUUACAAUUAUUAACGAAUCGUUGUCCAUCAGCAGAUUCUCGUUCACCAGUACGUUUUCAACGUAUUGAUCCGUAUCAUAUAAAAAGUACUGUUUUUCAAAUGAAUAAAUUUCAAACAACGUCCGUUGUUUAUUUGCGAUGUUCAAUUGCAAUUUGUUCUGGUCGAAUAGAAAAUUGUCAAGAACGUCUAUGUCCAGAUAUUCGACGACCGUCUUCGAAUCGAGCAAACAAUACCGUAUCGAUAGAUUCAACUUCGUUUGAUUACGUUGAUGAAGAUAGUGCGAGUGUCUUAGCGUUGAAAAGACGACAAACCAAUAAUUAUGAUGAAGAACAACAGCAGAAAUUUACAAAAUUAAUAACAGAUUUAUCGAAAUCAUUUGAAUCUGCCAAUAAUUAUUAUGAAAUAAGACAACUACAACAACAAUUUACCAUUGAAAUGCCAUUAGCACAACCAGCACACAAACGGAAAUUAGCCUAUGACACACUUUACGGUCGCACAUCAUUAGCAGCACAAGGUGCAGUUGAAAGAUCAACUAUAAUUGCUGCCAUAUCGAUUAUAUUUAUUAUUGGUAUCUCUGUAUCGCUAUUUGUUAUUUAUCGAACAUGUUACUUUGAAUACGUUCAACGAGUCUAUGGUGCAACAUCAACGGCUGGUUUUAUGAAUGGUGCCGAAUCGGUUGAUGGAGGAUUAAGAAGUACAUCGCAAGUCUGUCGUUAUGAUAUGGGACGUCGAUCAGCCCAACGGUUCGAUGAAAGUUUCUUUGCUAAUAAUGUUGAACCAUUAGGAGCGUAUCGAAGACAAUAUUAA